AUGAGUAAUGUUUUUGAUAAAAUUAAAAAACAGAGAUCAAAAGAAUGCAAAGCAACUGAUUUUUAUGAGGUAAAAAAUAAAAAUGAUGAUAUAUAUGAAGUUGUAGAUGAAGAAGGAUAUAUUGAAAAUAAAAAAUCCUUAAAAAAUUUUAUAGUUGGAGGUGAAAAAGAUUUUGAUUCAAGUGAUGAUGUGAUAGUAGAAAAUGUUAAUUAUAGUUUAUUAAGAAAAAAAA
Messenger RNA from Plasmodium gallinaceum, 232 nucleotides. Its product is annotated as DNA polymerase alpha, putative. NCBI's taxonomy places the organism in Eukaryota, Apicomplexa, Aconoidasida, Haemosporida, Plasmodiidae. The transcript is spliced from 3 exons. The annotation marks the transcript as partial. The record is from RefSeq and is a predicted model, not a curated record.